AUGGCAUCCCGUAGUCUUAAAGAAGAAGGCAGUGGCAGAGGGACGAGCAAGCCACCUGUGCCCAAGCGCGCUGCAGGCCUCAUCCUUGCCAGCCUGUGUAGGGAACGUAAGGGUCUUCAGCCUCGGAAAUUGGGGGUGAACGAGUUUUGCAGCUGUCUCACAACACCACGUCGCAUCAUCUCCAUCGCGAACUAUCUCGCGUCAUUCAUCGCGCAUUACCCACGACCCGGAUUCCACGGCGUCGGAAACGUUCCGAGGACUCGACAACCAGUCUGGUGGCACUCGACAAGGAUCCCAAACAACAACCCCAGCAUGGCUAUUGGUCGACGAAUAACGGCACCGUACGCCGGCCUUUUUGAUCCCACGCGGUUUGUAACCUCGUGGAUUCUCCCACCAGCCGCCCUCUUCGCUAUUCGCGCGCUAUUGGCCAUUUACGCAUUUACCACGCUCUUUUUCAUCUUUGGCUGGAAUGGUACCCACGGCAGGCCCGAGGCUUCGCAGCAAUCCUUCUCUUUCUUCACGGUUCUGACGUAUUGGGGUCUCGCCUUUUACUAUGCCUUUGCCGCUGUGCAUACCGGCAGUUAUUGGUUUACAGGAACUUCGUUCUUGGCGCGCUGGCCCAAAGCACUACAGGUGGCGCACAGCAUGUUUUACUCUACCAUUGUAGUCUAUCCGUGGAUAGUGACCAUUGUUUACUGGACACUUCUUGCGGGUCAAUUCCCCACCACCUUCGCUCUCUGGUCAAACACGUCACAACAUGCUCUAAACUCGGCGUACGCCCUUUUCGAGAUAGUUGCCCCCCGAACUGAACGACUACCCUGGUUCGAUCUGAUUCCAAUCAUCCUCCUGUUGGCUCUUUAUCUUGGCCUGGCCUACCUCACGCAUGCCACCCAAGGCUUUUAUGUGUACCCCUUCCUUGACCUUCAGAAGAACUCUUCUGGGCUAGUUGGAGCGUACAUAGUGGGCAUUCUAGUCGCCGCGAUUAUUAUCUUCUUGAUAGUCAGGUAUCUCAUCGUCUUGCGUGUAUUUAUCACCGAGAAGAAGCUAGGGAAGACUGGGAAGAUUUCGACGCGUCAACACGCUGCGAGCGCUGAUGAAUAUCCUCUACACAGUACCAUGCAAAAAUAG
Messenger RNA from Alternaria rosae, 1128 nucleotides. RefSeq lists its product as uncharacterized. Bases 1 to 1128 code for a protein of 375 amino acids. The record is from RefSeq and is a predicted model, not a curated record. NCBI's taxonomy places the organism in Eukaryota, Fungi, Ascomycota, Dothideomycetes, Pleosporales, Pleosporaceae. The transcript is spliced from 3 exons. Gene Ontology annotation, cellular component: membrane.